Molecule: messenger RNA, 219 nt
Organism: Guillardia theta CCMP2712
Lineage: Eukaryota; Cryptophyceae; Pyrenomonadales; Geminigeraceae
Exons: 1
Coding region: 1-219 (72 amino acids)
Molecular function (GO): calcium ion binding
Source: RefSeq, a predicted model, not a curated record
AUGUUCUCUCCCCUCAACGAGGCCCGGCGGGCCUUCCAGAGGUACGACCUGGACGGGAGCGGGACGAUCGACAAGUACGAGCUGGGGCUGUGCCUGAUGCUCAACGGGAUCUGGGUGCCCCCCUGGCGACUGUCGGAGUACCUUGCGAGGUACGACACGGACGGGAGCGGGAAGAUCAGCUUCGAGGAGUUUUGCGACAUGUGCGGGGUAAAGCGUUGA